Triplophysa rosa is the source of this 2367-nucleotide messenger RNA. It is a transcript of the gene sp7, whose product is annotated as Sp7 transcription factor. Gene Ontology annotation, molecular function: RNA polymerase II cis-regulatory region sequence-specific DNA binding; DNA-binding transcription factor activity, RNA polymerase II-specific. The coding region runs from base 116 to 1456 and encodes 446 amino acids. Lineage: Eukaryota; Metazoa; Chordata; Actinopteri; Cypriniformes; Nemacheilidae. Gene Ontology annotation, biological process: regulation of transcription by RNA polymerase II. The record is from RefSeq and is a predicted model, not a curated record. The transcript is spliced from 2 exons.
UCCGGAUCGCUGAUAGAAGAGUGACUGCGCUCGUGCGGACUUUAUUUGACUCGCGCUCACGCGGACCGAGAGCUUCUUCCCGCUUACGGACUGAACUUGAGCUGCUUGCUCCGGGAUGGCUGCGUCGAUUCUGGAGGAGGAAACACGUUAUGGAUCGAGUCCGCUGGCUAUGCUGACCGCCACCUGCAACAAGUUUGGGAGCACCAGUCCAGUCCGAGAUUCCGCCACGCCCGGUAAACCAGGAAACGCAUCACCAGUUAAGAAAACCUACAGCAUGACUUCUGAACUUCAGACCCCCAAAAACGGACGAGGCGCUGAAGGCAUAGCGGACACUUACAGCGGCUCUUUCAGUUCCACUGGUGGCUUGCUCACGCCGACCGGUAGCCCUCCACCUCAUCCCGGAGCGUACACCACCGACUACAACCCUUUUUCCACCUUUCAGACCUCCACUGGCUCUCAGGACCCUUCACUCCUGGCGAGCAAAACCACAGCAGACUGCCUGACCAGUGUCAACACCUACCUGGAUAUGACACACCCCUAUGGCUCAUGGUACAAGGGCAUCCAUCCCGGUAUCACGGCGGCACCUGCAAAUGCCACUUCUUCAUGGUGGGACGUCCACACUAAUUCAACCUGGCUUAGCGCUGGCCAAUCCCAACCCGACAGCCUCCAAGCCCCCCUGCAACCUUUGGCUCAACAAGCCUCCCUCAACACUCAGAUGCCCAGCUACACCCCUGACUUCACUCCCCUGAAUCCCGCCCCGUACACCUCGGUGGGCUUGAGUUCAUCUUCACACCUGCUCCAAUCCUCACAGCACAUGCUCCAACAGGACAUGUACAAGCCCAAGCCGGUGGCCGGUUCUGGAAUCCUGGAUAACUCCAUGGGACUCAAACCGGCCCGAGGUUCUGGUGGAUACACGGGCGGCUCCACCACAGGCAGAUCUUCCUGCGACUGCCCGAACUGCCAGGAGCUGGAGAGGCUGGGGGCGUCCGCUGCAUCCCUGCGGAAGAAGCCGGUGCACAGCUGCCACAUUCCCGGCUGCGGAAAGGUCUACGGCAAGGCCUCCCACCUGAAGGCUCACCUGCGCUGGCACACGGGCGAGAGACCCUUCGUGUGCAACUGGCUGUUCUGCGGGAAGCGCUUCACUCGCUCGGACGAACUGGAGCGUCACGUGCGCACCCACACGAGGGAAAAGAAAUUCACCUGUCUGCUUUGCAGUAAGCGCUUUACUCGGAGCGACCACCUGAGCAAACAUCAGAAGACCCACACGGAGGCUAGCCUGCAGGGGAAGGGGGUGGAGGAGGACAUGGAACCCCGAGGGCCGGAAGAAUCGACAGACUCCAGCAAAGUUGCUCCUCCGGGGUCUGCAGGUGGCAUGCAGGACCCCACGGCCGGUGGAGAGGAGAAAACCGGCGCAGGGAAUGGUGUGGAUGGCAGCAGCGGACUGCUGGAGAUAUAACAUUGAAAUGACUCUACAAUUGGAGCUACUGUUACGUUGGUGCUAAGCUACGUAGACCUGUGCAAAACACUCUUUUGUAUUGUUUGUUUUUUAGGAGCAAGUUAAGUGGUUCCCAAAGAACAAUGUACCAUGAAAAGAAACUUACUGUGGACCAAAAGGUUAAAACGGCAGGUUUUUGGGAGAUUAACUCUUGAAGAAUCAGACGUUUAGCAGAAACUGUCUGUCUGGAGUGCCCCACAUUUUGGGAAUUGUUUUUAAUCACUUUGAUUCUUUUUCAUAUUUAAAAUUUGCCAAGAUUUGUCGUAGUCCUCUUAGUCCACGGUUUUAUAAGCCCAACAACCUGGAGACUGUUUAUGCUUCCUUGCUUUUAGUGCAGCAUCUGACAUUUGGGCUUCCAACUGAUGCACAUGUUGUCUUUUUUAUUUAAUUAAAAUGUACGUCUUUUAUUUUUAUUCAGUGUCUUCCAUGUGUGUUUCAACACUUCUUUUGAUAACUUAUAGGAUAGAAUUGAUCACAACCUUAUGACAAUCUUCAGUUUUGACUGCAAAGAAGCAUUCAUCAUACUCUCUGUUUCAUUGUUGAUUCAGUGUUUUACGUUGGUUUAUUUAAUUUCCUAUUUACAUGAAACUAAUUUAUGUUUUAAAUUAUGAGCAGUUUGGAGACAAUGUUGUGUCCAGUGGUUUCGCUGAACGGAAGUACACGGUGAAGCGAGUCGAUUAUGAAUAUAUUAAGUCUUCUCAUUCAUGUCAUGAUUUAUUUAUUUUUAUUUGGACAGAUGGAUUUAAAGUUCUUUUUCUUAUUUGAUUUUUAAUGUAUGAUCCUUGAUGCUGAAUUUCACUUUUCACUCCUGUGUAAAACAACUUUUUGGUUGUGUAAAGUUCGAAUGACGAUGGAAAACAAAUUUCUUUUAA